AUGGCGCGCUCACGCAUGUCUCUGAAGCACACGCUUCUCCUGACCACGCUCGUCAUCCUCGGCUUCUUCUCCGCCGCUGCCAUGGCCCAGAACGACAAAAGCUCCAACUCGGCGAGCGCCACCAACUCGGCCAACCAGCCCUCACAAUCGGCUUCCAAGUCGGGCGACAACAAGCAGUCCAGCACCGACACCAAGGCAUCUGCCACCGCCAGCUCGGGAAGCGCCAGCGCUUCGUCCUCGACAGACAGCAAGUCGACACCGACUUCCAAGCCUCCCUCCUUGACGUCGGCCACGUCCUCGUCAGGGCCCAUCCGGUCCAUGCCCACCCUGUCCCGGACCGUCGACCAGACCAUCCCGACCUACCCCCCUCCCGCCGUCCCCGACACCAAGAACGCCCCCUUCAUGCAGCACUCGACCGCCCCCGACGGCACCGUCUUCAUCGCCGUCGGCGCCAUCCUCGGCGCCUUCGGCAUCGCCAUCCUCGCCUGGCGCGGCAUCGUCGCCUGCCUGCUGCACCGCUCCGUCGAGCGCGCCGCCAUGGUCCAGCACGCCGCCAACGACAAGGCCGCCUUCCCCGCCCCGCCCGCGCCCUUCUACAAGUACUCGGACCGCGACUCGUCACCGCACCUCGCCGCCCGCGGCACACGGCGGACGACCCGGGGUCCCAUCCCCUCGUCGACGCCCUCGCAGACCAACCUCUUCUUCUCGCCCACGGCCGCCGCGGGCGGCGGCAACGGCGGCGGCGCGGGCGGCAGCACCCGGGACUCGCGCUUCCUGCCCUCGGGCUUCUACGCCGCCGGCUCGGCCUCGCCGGGCCCCCAGCAGCACACGGCGUCCAUCAGCCUGUCCAACCUGCGGCCCGACUCGCGGGGGUACGCCCGCGCCGUCGGUCCCAGCCCGCCCGAGUCGCCCAACUUUGGGCCCAGCCGCGCCACCCCCCAGCCGCGCAACGUCAGCACCAGCUCGCUCAACCUCAACCGGCCGCCUAGCGGGCGCGCCCCGAGCGCCUUCCUCGACGACCUGCUCGACGACCAGCCGCACAUGUUCCCCCCGUCCUCGACGGGCCCCGUCUCGAGCUCGCACACGCGCAACUUUAGCGGGUCGACGCAGGGCCGGUUCUAG
Messenger RNA from Thyridium curvatum, 1122 nucleotides. RefSeq lists its product as uncharacterized. The transcript has a single exon. The record is from RefSeq and is a predicted model, not a curated record. Gene Ontology annotation, cellular component: fungal-type vacuole. The coding region runs from base 1 to 1122 and encodes 373 amino acids. Lineage: Eukaryota; Fungi; Ascomycota; Sordariomycetes; Thyridiales; Thyridiaceae.